AUGGCCACAAAGACUCGUCAUCGAGAAUGGAUACCGCCAGCGUUAAGACCACCGACCCUCGUUUCCCUGGCGGUCCUCUCUUUUGGGAUGAUUGCAGCCUUGGAGGCUCUACACCAUGUCAGCGCGACGUGGGUCUUAUCUCCGCAGAAUGGAACUGUCUUGAAUCUUGUUCGAUACCUGCCGACAUUCGGUGCCAUCGCAUUUGGCUUUGUCUUCAAAGGGAUCGUCUCCGAUUUGAAGAAAGCUACCCCGUGGGCCAAUAUGAGCAAGAAGUGGGCGAAGGGCGAAGAUUCGAUCUUACUUGAUUAUACCAAUGAACUGGAGAUUGUGGCGGUUUUCAGUGCACUACGGAGAAAACACUGGCCAGUCGCAAUAGGACUUCUAGGUGCUUUCAUUUGUGGCGCACUUGUACCAUUAACCAACUCUCUGGUAUACGUGGACUGGUCCGUACCAAGAAAUACAACGGAGAUAUUUACACAGAUUUCGAGUUUCAACUUCGAGAAUCAUCCACUCGCUAUGGCCAACGGGUCGUUGAAUAUACCCUGGAACUCCACCGGCGAAGCUCCAUAUGCUCGCGCAAUCUCUCAACAGCUUGGAGAUGUCCCGCGCGCAACAUGGACAACCGGACACUAUGCUUUCGAUCAAUUUACCUUUUCGAGUACGCUAAAUGCCACGUUAACCGCCGAGGUCAACGCAGUUUCGGCAACAAUGAGCUGCCAGCCGCUCCGUUACACCCGCGUAGCUGACAGCUGGGCCGCGGACACAGAUGACCUCAAAGCUGCGGGGUGCACGGGGUCUCUUACCUUCUCUUGGUAUAUGACCUCACAGGCCUGGCUAAAUAUCACUCAAUGCUCCGACCAUGGAGACCGUGAUGUGCGGAUUCUGGUGAAUUACAACGAUUAUAAUAGCUCGUCUUACAACGGGUCAAUUUGUUCUCCAAAGUUUACCAGCCAGCGGAUGAGCUUAUCCGUGAACAGCACCAAUUCAGAAAUCAUGGCUUUUGCGCCCAUAUCUGAUGUGGAACCCCUUGACGUGAAAACAAGCACUGAGGCACUCUGGAUCUAUUUACAAAAUCCAUUGGAUCCGGGGACUAUGGAGCGUUUUGGAGAGGGAUUAACUCGGGGAUUUUACUACGACUUAACUACUAGGCCCGUGGCCAACAUGUCUAACAUUACGUCGGCCGUGGGCGUCACUAGAGAAGGCGGAGGAGUCGACUAUUUUAUGCAGGUUAUAGUGAGAGGCCAGCCUCAAGGAACUGCAUUUGACUUCAGCCUUGUUGAAGCAAAAGCAGUAGACCUAGCUGGCAAGAUAUGGGCCGAGGUUAUCAGUAUUUUGGCACGAACACGUACCUUGAAAAGAAUAUCGGGGAGUGUAAACGUGAUUGACCAGAAAAUACUAGUGAGGACUCCUGUGCUGAGGACACUACAAGCUUUAUUGGCCUUAGUGGGAGUCUUAGCUUUUGUCUUUACUCUUGGGCUUCGUCCAAGAACUGUUCUCAAGCGAGAUCCAGGUCCGUUGGCCGCUGCAGGUCUCAUACUUUCAGUUUCCAAAACAAGUACUGAGCAAGAAAUGACGAACCAAGUUAGAUUAUCGGCGGAGUCGAUGGCUGCGGGCUUGCGCAAUGCACAGUUCACCCUACAGCAACGCAACAUCGAUGAGGACUAUGGCGUGAUAAUGCAGCACGUACAUCCUUCAGAUCAAGUGGAAAUGACUGCCUUAGAUUCACGGUCUCUCACCAGAGCAGCCUAUCAGCCUGCACCGAAAAAUCAGGACUUCAGCCCUGCAACUGAACUGGGCAAUGUCUCGAAAGGCUGGAGGCCAGCCUCAUUACGGUUUACAUUUAAGAUUUCUCUUCUGAUAGCGGCCGUUGCAGUAAUGGUUGGCCUUGGUGUCAUGUUGUGGGUCUCAAACAGAACCAAUGGGGUCUGUAUAGAUACCCGAGUGUCCUCAGCAGCCCUUACACUCUCAGCUUCGACCAUUCUAGUGCUCUUUGGAUAUUGUUUUGCAGGAGUCGAUAGCGCCGCCCAGACGUUAGCCCCAUUUAAUGUGCUUCGAAAAAGGCCCAACACACGAAGCAUCUUUAUAGAUGACCUUUCGUUUCUCGGGCGGCUCUCUGGGCUGGGAUCUGGACGAAUCCACAUCACACUUCUAGCCUCGGCUGCAAACAUCUUGACAAUCCCUGCAAUGAAAUUAGUUGCUGCGGGCCUUUUCUCUCCACUGAACACUGUCGCUGUUGAGUCUGUGAGUAUUCAGCUAGACAUCAGCAUGACUACAGCCCUAGACAAGGUGUCUAAUUUCUGGGGUUCUGAUUCAAUAAUCAAAGCAGCCUCCGAAUCCGCAGAAUGGGAAAGCACGCCUAACUACGGCCUCCAUCCCAGUUCGGGUAUCAUCGACAAUCUUGUUCUGGAUAACAUGACAGCAGUAGCGGGCGAAAGGAAUAAUAUGUCUGACGGCAUGGUCGAGGCCCGUGUUUCGGCUUUCGCAGUUGAUAUUGAGUGUGAACAGACUGGGCCCGCGGACUUCAACAUAUCGAUAUCAGCUACUGACAAUGGUUUCCUUUGGUUUACUUGGAGUUGUUCAACGGAGCACUGCUCCAAGUCAUUCGAUAGUAAUUCUUUUACUAACAUCAACGUGGGGGUCGCUGCUGGAUCCGAGAUCACUUCUUAUAUCGGAAUUGUCAGCCAGGAUUCUCGAGAAUACGAAACUGACCCUGAGUAUGUGAUUCUCUUAGCAGAUUAUUCGUCAUUCCAAAACGUGACGCCAAUUUCUACCACCACCCCGGUCACAUCGGCUACCGCGGAUUCUUUGAAUGUCACAUUGCCCACUCUGAGAGCAGUCAGUUGCACGAGAAAUGUCAGCGUAGUCAAUGUCACUGCUUCGUUCGCCAGACCAACUCAAGCCUCCAUCGGCGGGGGAGUGCAAUUACUCCCUUGGAGACCCGUCUCCGUGAAGCCUGAGUCUGUGAUAUACGAACGGCCCUACCCAACCGAAGAUCUGUACUACUUCCAACCGCCAAAGGUAACAUAUAGGCGAUACGCAUCGGGCAAAUACCGGGAUGGUACAUUGUCAGGGAACUCACUGUGGCCCACGCAUGCAAGCAGCCGGAACUUCUUUGAACUGCUCGCGACGGAUGCGCAGUACCGAGUCGGUAAUCUGUCCCGGCUGCUCGACGUAGAGGGACUUGCAGACUCGGCUUCGUAUAUGUACCGGGCAUAUGUAACCCAAGUGAUUACACAACUCCGGGCCUAUGCCGCCAACCCCGCGACUGCUCCGCCGGCAAACCAGACCCUCCCCGCAACGUUCAUCUAUCAGCAACCCCGUGUGCGGCAGAAUGCCGCGAACACCUACGCCCUCGAGGCCCUUCUCGCCGUCCAGGCCUGCCUGGCGCUCUUGGUCUUCUACCACUUUCCAAGCCAGGCAAUCCUACCCAACGCUCCCGGGUCCAUUGCUGCCCGCUUUUCCCUCCUGGCCAACAGUCGCAUCGUCCGCCGCCUUCGGCAGGAACGCGUGACAGACAUGCAGGAGGUCAAGAAGUGGCGCGAGCCCGCAGCCCUCGGCUGGUGGCGAGAUGAUUCGUCUGAAGGCGCGAACUCAACGUGGCGGUGGGGCGUGGACAUUGGGCGGGAUGUCAUAUUGCGGAGCUGGAAGAGUCCUCCACCUUCUUCUUCUUCUUCUUCUUCUUCUUCUUCUUCUUCUUCUUCUUCUUCUUUUUCUUCUUCCUCAUCAUCGUCAUCUUCUCGUCCCAUCUCUCCGUCUCAUUCACCUCCAUCUGCGUGGCAGGACUCGGCGAGCUCGGCGCCAGUCCUGCCCGAGAUCAACUUCGGUCGCGCCGCAGAGGGAGAAACGCUGGCAGUGGAGGAUUCAGAUUCACGGCGAGACUCCGUCAGCAGCAUGGAUACACUUCUCGAGCGAUAUUCCGAUCACAGAGCCGAGGAGCGAGCACAUAUCUAG
Messenger RNA from Aspergillus luchuensis, 3951 nucleotides. RefSeq names its product DUF3433 domain-containing protein. The transcript has a single exon. Bases 1 to 3951 code for a protein of 1316 amino acids. The record is from RefSeq and is a predicted model, not a curated record. Lineage: Eukaryota; Fungi; Ascomycota; Eurotiomycetes; Eurotiales; Aspergillaceae.